GCCUGAAGGAGUGCUGAGUGAUGAAUAGCUGCUGAAUGCUGAGAUAGGAAGACAAUACCCAAUACCGUACCGCCGGGAGCUAAGACAGUACAUAGGAAUGGAAUGGAAUCGAUUCGAUUCCACUCGACUAUCUGAUCUCUUGGCUUCCCCUGAGCCAAUUCUUUGCAUAGUUUGCUGUUCUGGGCCUUCCAGUAAGCCUACCGGUACAUGAUCUCAACCUUGCAUCCGGAUCCACAUGACAAUGUACUGGUGCCGGUAUGCAGGCGGCUAGAGCCAGAACGCAGAACAGAUAAAAAACAGCCAAGACUGAGUACUUGAAAAGCCCCUAAAGCAGCUCUAAAGCCAUACUUACUUGAUACUUACUUGAGCUCUUGUGUGGAGGAGAAGGAGCUGGAGAAGGCGCUUCCGAAGAAGAGGUCUAGAGCCCCGAAAAGAAGGCCUUGACAUUCUUUCGUGUUCCGCGUUCCGUGGAUUCUUGCUAUGGUACAACUUUAGAUAGGUGAUGUUGUUUUGAAUUGCUAUUGAGGAUUGAGGAAUAGCUGGCCUUGAAUGCAAUCACUUCAUUGUUCGUUCGGCUCACAGGUCUGUAGCAACUUUUUGACAUAGAGCUAUUAUACUCACAAUUCCUGAAAACUGAUCUUUUACAGGAGACCACCAUUUUUCGCUGUAAACCGCCGUACCUAACAUUACUUCUUUCCACUCAAGCAACGAUGAAAUCGACCAACACAUCUCCACCAUCUUUGCAAAGCCUUCUUUCGCACCAGUUUCGAACCAACACCGCCAACCUCAAUGAUGCUUCCAGUCAAGACCGCAUCGGUACGCUCAGGAACACCUUCCUUGCCCUUGAACAAGCCCGUCCAACCCGUCAGACACAUCCUGGUCCUCAUCCUGCAAGGGAUGCAUCUUCUCGAAAGCAGGAGCUUCUUGAUAUCCUCGAUGACGUGCUCCGCAUCCUCGACGAUGACGACCUUGAAGACGACUUUGCGUAACAGACUUACCUGGGAAUGGGAAUCUUUUCUAUCGAUUUCAUCAUGUCCUCUCUGAACACCGAUACAUCAGUCGCAUUCACGUCCACUACAUAGAGAAUAAAUAUUAAUAAAUUCAUUCAUAUUGG
Molecule: messenger RNA, 1114 nt
Organism: Seminavis robusta
Lineage: Eukaryota; Bacillariophyta; Bacillariophyceae; Naviculales; Naviculaceae
Source: the annotation of a GenBank genome assembly